AUGGGACUGAAUAUUACGGUGAAAGUGAGCGGCGGAGAAACGUUCACUCUUGAUGUUGAACCCGAAAUGACAGUUUUACAACUGAAGGAGAAGUGCUCUGAUAAAGCAAACGCCCCUGCAGAUAAACAACGACUUAUCUUUAAAGGUCGUAUUAUAAAGGAUGAAGAAGUAUUGAGUGCGUUAAAUGUUGAGGAUGGAAAUACCAUUCACCUGGUUCGAAGUGGUUUGAAACCAGCCUCUUCACCUCCAACGACCACACCCACAGCUACCACAACUACUGCUCAAAACACGACAACGCCAACCACAGGCGAAAAUCAACCAUUCGGCCAAGUUCCAGGAUUCAACCAAGAUUUCAUGUCACAAAUGUUUCAAGGAGGAAUGGGAAAUUUACCAGGAAUGCCAGAAUUGAACCCACAGAGUGCAGCUGCUCUCCUUAAUUCACCAGUGGUUCAGGAAAUGCUGACUCAAAUUAGCUCUAACCCUGAGUUAUUCAGAACACUGGUGGAAUCUUCACCUUUUCUACAACCAAUGAUGCAACAAAACCCGAUGUUUGGACAAAUGCUAAAUAAUCCCGAGUUAUUGAGGACGUUGAUGAGGCCAGGAAUGUUGCAGGCUGGCCUUCAGAUGCACCAAGCAAUGCAACAAUCAAAUGCUAAUAAUCAAGGAAAUGGAAAUACAGCAACCCAAAAUCCACCCAACACCGAAAACCCGUUUGCAAAUUUUCAAAUGCCCGCAAAUAUGGCCGGAACCAUGGCCGGAACCACACCUUUCCAGCCAACAACAAUGCCAUUCCAGGCCCCGCCAGUAGAUACCAGACCACCCGAGGAACGCUUCAGCUCACAGCUCCAGUCACUCCAGGAGAUGGGAUUCACAGACCAAGCCGCAAAUCUCCAAGCGUUGGUACAAACCAACGGUGAUAUUUCAGCGGCAAUCGCACGUUUAUUAAAUCGUACGCAAUAA
Theileria annulata is the source of this 960-nucleotide messenger RNA. RefSeq names its product ubiquitin-related chaperonin, putative. Gene Ontology annotation, molecular function: polyubiquitin modification-dependent protein binding. NCBI's taxonomy places the organism in Eukaryota, Apicomplexa, Aconoidasida, Piroplasmida, Theileriidae. Gene Ontology annotation, biological process: ubiquitin-dependent protein catabolic process. The transcript is spliced from 6 exons. The record is from RefSeq and is a predicted model, not a curated record. Bases 1 to 960 code for a protein of 319 amino acids. Gene Ontology annotation, cellular component: cytosol.